AUGCAGAUGUGGGUUAUACGAUCAUUCGUGGAGAAACUUCCUGUUCUUUUCGAGAAACCAACUAGUUCUUCCAACUGCAUUGGAUCUGCGCUGAAAAUCGUGCACGAAUUGAUAGCAGAAAUUGGGGGUCGUAUCACAGUGUUCCAAACCACGCUUCCAACGCUAGGUGCAGCUUCUCUGAAACCUAGAGAGGAUCCUAACCAAAGAGCCGGAAAUGAUGUUCAAAAUUUGGUCCCGGCUACCGACUUCUACAAAACUCUCGCCUUGGAAUGCACGGGACAUCAAGUUGCUCUAGAUUUAUUCUUGUUGAAUACCCAUUAUGCAGAUCUUGCUACCUUA
Strongylus vulgaris is the source of this 339-nucleotide messenger RNA. Lineage: Eukaryota; Metazoa; Nematoda; Chromadorea; Rhabditida; Strongylidae. The record is from the annotation of a GenBank genome assembly.